This is a messenger RNA of Annulohypoxylon truncatum, 4224 nucleotides long. RefSeq names its product xanthine dehydrogenase. Lineage: Eukaryota; Fungi; Ascomycota; Sordariomycetes; Xylariales; Hypoxylaceae. The record is from RefSeq and is a predicted model, not a curated record. The transcript is spliced from 3 exons. Gene Ontology annotation, molecular function: molybdopterin cofactor binding; oxidoreductase activity; iron ion binding. Bases 235 to 3927 code for a protein of 1230 amino acids.
UGCGGAGAAGGCGGAUGCGGUGCCUGCACAGUCGUAGUCAGCCAAUAUAACCCUACCACCAAGCGAAUAUAUCAUGCGAGCGUCAACGCCUGUUUAGCGCCCCUCGCCAGCGUAGAUGGGAAACAUGUUAUAACAAUCGAGGGUAUAGGAAAUGUAAAGCAACCUCACCCAGCUCAAGAGCGGAUAGCCAAGGGAAAUGGAAGCCAGUGUGGAUUUUGUACUCCAGGAAUCGUUAUGAGCUUGUACGCUUUGUUGAGGAAUAACGAGAACCCUACCGAACAUGAUAUUGAGGAAGCUUUCGACGGGAAUCUCUGCCGAUGUACUGGCUAUCGUUCGAUCCUAGAUGCUGCUCAUACCUUUAGCGUCAACAACAAGAGUGCUUGCGGUAAAAGUACAGCAAAUGGCGGCUCCGGCUGUUGCAUGGAAAAUGGCAACGGCGCAGACGGAGGAUGUUGCAAGAGCAAAGAUCUUAACGAUGGCCAACCAAUCAAGAAAUUUACUCCCCCAGGCUUCAUCGAAUAUAAUCCAGAUACCCAACUCAUAUUCCCACCGUCUCUAAAGAAACAUACAUUCAAGCCUCUUUCGUUUGGGAAUAAGAGAAAGAGGUGGUAUCGACCUGUCACACUGGACCAAUUGCUAGAAAUCAAGAGCGUGUACCCCAAUGCAAAGAUAAUUGGCGGGAGUACAGAAACACAAAUUGAGGUCAAGUUCAAAGCUUUGCAGUACCCGGUCUCAGUCUUUGUCGGAGACAUCCCUGAGUUACGACACUAUUCCUUCAAGGAUGACCAUCUUGAGAUCGGCGGAAAUGUUGUACUCACAGAUCUUGAGAAUAUUUGCCAGGAUGCCAUGAAGCAUUAUGGUGAAGCAAGAGCUCAAGUAUUUCAAGCUAUUUAUAAACAACUUAAAUACUUCGCAGGACGUCAGAUCAGAAACGUCGGUACUCCCGCCGGAAACCUAGUCACUGCUUCUCCAAUCUCCGACUUGAAUCCCGUGUUCAUGGCAGCAGACUGCGUUCUAGUCGCCAAGUCACAGAGUAAAGAGACCGAGAUCCCUAUGGCGACAUUUUUCAGGGGCUAUCGUAGGACAGCUUUAGAACCGGAUGCAAUCCUCACGUCUAUUCGCAUUCCUGUUACUCGCGAGAAGGGUGACUACUUCAGAGCGUACAAACAAGCGAAGCGCAAAGAUGAUGAUAUAGCAAUUGUAACUGGGGCAUUACACGUUACGUUAGACCGAAAAGGUGUUGUGGAGCACUGCAACCUGGUCUAUGGUGGCAUGGCUCCAUUCACUGUUGCAGCGAAGAAGGCCAACGAGUAUCUUAAAGGCAAACUAUUCGCUCAUCCAGAUACCUUGGAAGGGACCAUGAAUGCUCUCGAGUCCGAUUUCGAUCUGGUCUUUAGUGUUCCGGGAGGCAUGGCUUCAUAUCGAAAGUCGUUGGCACUCGGUUUCUUUUACCGUUUCUACCACGAUGUAUUAUCAGGUAUCAACGCGGAAAGUGAGCAUGGCGAUAGCCAGGCAGUCGAAGAGCUCGAAAGAGUACUAUCAACUGGCUGGAAAGACCACGACGCAACGACUGCCUAUAUUAAGGGCCCGCUUGGAAAAGCAGCCAAUCACGUAGCAGCUUUGAAGCAAACUACAGGAGAGGCACAGUACACCGACGAUAUCCCACCACUCAAAAACGAACUCCACGGAUGUCUAGUAUUGUCAACAAGAGCACACGCAAAGAUCAAAUCGAGAGAUUACUCCGCAGCAUUGGACAUACCAGGUGUCAUAGACAUUGUUGACAAGGACGAUUUACAUAACCCUGAACAUAAUAAAUGGGGUGCGCCAAAUUUCGACGAUUUAUUUUUCGUCGAUGAUGAGGUGUUCACUGCUGGCCAACCGAUCGCAAUGGUUUUGGCUACCAGUAAGGCAAAGGCGUCACAAGGAGUCAGGGCAGUGAAGAUUGAGUACGAAGAUCUUCCUGCCAUCUUCACAAUGGAGGAGGCAAUCGAAAAGGAGAGUUUCCAUAAGUAUUACCGGUAUAUCAAGAAAGGCGAUCCAGAAGAGGCGUUUAAACACUGCGACUACACAUUCACGGGUGUCACGCGAAUGGGAGGGCAAGAACACUUCUACCUUGAGACGAAUGCCUGUGUGGCUAUACCUAAACCGGAGGAUGGCGAGAUGGAAAUAUGGACCAGUAGCCAGAAUCCCAACGAGAGCCAAGCAUACGCAUCUAAGAUCUUAGGCGUACAAGCAAAUAAAGUAGUGGCACGUGUAAAACGUCUAGGAGGCGGUUUUGGUGGUAAAGAAACGAGAUGCGUCCAUCUUAGCACCAUAUGCGCAUUAGCUGCGCAGAAGGCUAAGCGACCUGUCAGAUGCAUGCUUGAUCGAGACGAAGAUAUGGCAAUAUCUGGUCAGCGGCACCCUUUCCUCGCCAAAUGGAAAGUGGGCGUGAAUAAGGACGGCAAGUUCCAAGCUUUGGAUAUCGAUAUCUUCAACAAUGCUGGCUGGUCUUUCGACUUGAGCCCCGCCGUAUGCGAGCGAUCGAUGUCUCAUUGCGAUAAUUGCUAUAAGAUUCCUAACGUCCACGUUCGCGGCCGUUUGUGUAAGACCAAUACCAUGUCAAACACAGCCUUCCGCGGGUUUGGUGGACCACAGGGCUUGUUUUUCGCCGAGUCCUACAUGUCUGAAGUCGCCGACCGCCUCAAUAUCCCCGUCGAAAAGUUGCGCGAGAUCAAUUUCUAUCAGAUCGGCGAUGAGACUCAUUUCAAUCAACGUAUCCAGGAUUGGCAUGUCCCUCUAAUGUAUAAACAAGUUCGGGAAGAGUCGGAUUACGACAAUCGCCGUAAGGCCGUCGAUAAGUUCAAUGCCGAGCACAAAUGGCGUAAACGAGGGUUGGCUUUAAUUCCUACAAAGUUUGGCAUUUCAUUUACCGCACUUUGGCUCAACCAGGCUGGCGCCUUAGUGCACAUCUACCACGAUGGAUCGGUUCUCGUUGCCCACGGCGGCACCGAAAUGGGCCAGGGGUUACAUACCAAGAUGAUCACAAUCGCCGCACAAGCACUUCAGGUACCGAUGGAAAGUGUCCACAUCUCAGAGACGUCUACUGUCACGGUAGCAAAUGCUUCUGCCACUGCUGCCUCGGCAUCAUCCGAUCUUAACGGUUACGCCGUCUUCAACGCCUGCGAACAGAUCAACGCUCGACUAGCGCCAUACAGAGAGAAGCUUGGACCCAAUGCUACCAUGAAGGAGAUCGCCCACGCGGCUUACUUCGACCGCGUAAACUUAAGUGCGAACGGAUUCUACAAGACGCCCGAGAUCGGGUACGUGUGGGGUGAAAACACAGGCAAGAUGUUCUUCUACUUCACCCAAGGCGUCAUAGCUGCCGAAGUUGAAGUCGACUGCUUGACCGGGACCUGGACGUGCCUACGUGCCGACAUUAAGAUGGAUAUCGGUCGAUCUAUCAACCCGUCCAUCGACUACGGCCAGAUCGAGGGCGCCUUCACACAAGGUUUAGGCCUAUUUACCAUGGAAGAGAGCUUAUGGCUGCGCAACGGGCCCAUGAAGGGCAACCUGUUCACCAAAGGUCCCGGCACCUACAAGAUCCCCGGGUUCCGCGACAUCCCUCAGGUCUUCAACGUUAGCCUGCUCAAAGACGUCGAGUGGGAGAAUUUACGCACGAUACAACGCAGCAGGGGCGUCGGCGAGCCGCCGCUGUUCAUGGGUAGCUCCGUGUUCUUCGCAAUAAGGGAUGCGUUGAAGGCGGCGCGAGCGGAUUACGGCGUCAAGGCGAAGUUGUUCGCAGAGGGAGGCGAGGGUGAUGGGUUACUGAGGCUCGAGAGCCCGGCCACGCCUGAAAGGAUUAGGCUCUCGUGCGUGGAUCCGAUUAUGGAACGCGCGAGGGUUUUGCCGAAGGAGGGCGAAAAGAGCUUUUUUAUUGCGAUUUAGGGUAAGGGCUGAGAGGUAUGAAUUAUGUAUGACGGGCAAAAUAUGGGCAUAAGGAUAGCAUUUCUAGCUUAGAUUGGAAUUUACAGGUUCAAUACGGUAGCUCGGUAUCGUUCGCUUGAGUACAUCAUCAAAUAGCUAGUGCUCUCUUACGAUGUGUGUAUGCGUCUAGGAAGUCAAGAACGAGCGACAGCGAUCGAUUCAUGCGAGUAUAAAUGCAAGUAUAACAAAAUAUCGCAGUAUCCUUUUAAUAUGACCCACCCGGGUUAAUAUUCCCGAUCGAAUCGCCGCUUAUAAAUC